Molecule: messenger RNA, 6757 nt
Organism: Phlebotomus papatasi
Lineage: Eukaryota; Metazoa; Arthropoda; Insecta; Diptera; Psychodidae
Product: myelin transcription factor 1
Exons: 13
Coding region: 1139-5368 (1409 amino acids)
Biological process (GO): regulation of transcription by RNA polymerase II
Cellular component (GO): nucleus
Molecular function (GO): RNA polymerase II cis-regulatory region sequence-specific DNA binding; DNA-binding transcription factor activity, RNA polymerase II-specific; zinc ion binding
Source: RefSeq, a predicted model, not a curated record
UUAGCAGCGAACGUAGUACAGGUGGAGACCGAAGUUUAAUUUUUCUGUCCCCUUAAGAAAGUGUUUCGGCGGGGUGAAGAGUUGGACAAAAGUUGAAUAUACUAAAAGUUAAGUAAGAAAAAAAAAGAAGAAACGGAAAGUUUCGCGAUUUAUUUUUCAAAGUUGUUGUUCGCCUAUACUGAAAAUGAUGAUCAAAAUAUUGGAAACUUUGUUUGAAAAACUUUUGAAUUAACUUCUUCUUGUCUUUAACUUUUCUUUUUGCUCUCACUCUCAACCAAGUGCAAAGUUAUUUAGUUUGUUGUUUUGCCACCCCAAUAUUGUUUUGUUUGUUGUUUGCCGGGAAUCCUGGGGUACACAACAAAAAAGCCCAAGCCCAAAAACUUGGUGUGUGACUUUGACUUUGUUAUAUCAUCAAUUAACACCUGUGCUUGCCAAUACUUUUUCUGCAACAACCAUCAACUUUGCUGAUUUCAGUGAUUUUUUUUUUCUGUGCAGUGCCAUAUAGGACAUCUUAGCCUUGCCCAAGGCAGAGGCUCAAUUUCUCGCGGUAAUUUUCUGGCCUGGAAGAAAGUGCAAGUGAAGCCAAAGAAAAAUCCAAAUCACGCGACGAAACUUACAAGAAAUCCCAUUAAUAGAGCAAACAAACAAUUAAAUAUUAUUAAUUUUAAUUUACCUAAAUUACUGUUUGUAUUCCUGUGAUUUUUUUUGCCCCAUUUGGUCGUUUUCACAAAUUAUUUUGGUGCACGCCAGAAGCGUAGCGUAAAGACGGAAAGGCUAAUCAUCCGCAUUAGAUCGUGGCCGUUAUUUUUUUGUUGUUCGAUUCUAAAGAAUCGCAUGUCGUCACGUCAACAGUGUCACCUGUAUUUCCUUCCGCCAAAAAGUAUAACAAUAAAAUAGCGACAUAAUCUCAUCCGUAAAACCUAAAUUGAGAACUCAACCCCAGUGUUGAGCUCAACCCAAACGGUUGCCCAAGAAGUGAAGGACGAGUGUUUUGGGUGAAAUGAGACAAACCAGUAAAAGAUUGUGAGUGGGAAAAAAAUCCUAAUUGUCACCACAAUUGAGUCAACAGCGAGCUCUUUUCAUGAAAGAUGAUGAUUGAUCAUCUCCUCAAAAGCUAAUAAAUAUCCCGUGUACAGCAAUGAAAACAAAUAUGGCUCUAGCAAAGCGAAAUAUUGCAUUGAAAGAGGAAUAUCAUGAGCCGUCGGUGAAAAAUGAAAUUGAUUGUGGUGACAAUGGUAAACGCAAGAAGCGUCCAAGUCGUGAAGAAGAGGAGCGUCAAUCAUUUGCUCAGAAGAAGAGGGCAUUAGGAAUAUCACAGCAAGUACCUUUGCGUGGGCUCCAGAAGCAAAAUUCUGAAGAUCAGGAUGAUGAGACGCUCAUACGGGAGACCCAGGCCGCCCUCAAGAGUCUCUCGGGUAGUUGGCCAGAUUCACAGAGAAAUCCCUAUCGAAUGAAUGAUCAGGAUGAGAAUCCCCCGGCGUUCCAAAAUCUCUUUGAGGAGAACCAUCAAGAUCACAAAUUAUCCCCUACGGCACCUCUCCCACCUGCCAAUCACGUUGAUUCCCACGGUGGAAAUCUCAAAGAUGUCAUCACAUUGAGAGAUAAGAAAGCAGACCAGAUUCAGGCGGCUAGACGUCGAAUGGCCAGAGAUGAAGCAGGAGAUGGAAAGACUAGGGACAAAUACUACCCAUCCCCAGACUUCAAUGAGCUUGUCGAUGACUCGUCCAAUGACUUGGAGAUCGACAUGUCAGAAGGUGACAAAGAUGAGCGACAAAGCAAGGUACGCAAUUCAUAUUCAGUACAGCAAAUCAAAGGGUCUUACGGUUCGGCUUCUGCAUUUAAGCCACCGUCGGCAACCAGUGAUAUGAUCCGAAAGAAUGGCACAAUGGCACCCAUUGCCCUCGGACCCUUUCCGGCCGAAGCCACUUUCGUAGGGUACCCCGUAGAGCCACAGCCUAUCCUCCAUCAGGAACACAUACCCACCUUUGUGGAAGAGAAGAUAAAGAAAGAAGAAGACUCAACAAAGUCCGUAGGAUCACCAGAUUCUAAGCAAUAUACGAUCCUACAGCCAGCUGGAGUUGGGUCCAGGGCGGCAUCUGUAAUGCAGGAUAUCGCAAGGGAAGGUGUUGUGUCAGUGGCUGCAGUUAGUAGCACUAGCAGUCCUGGCUUGGUUGGAGUGUCUCCGAAUACGGCAGUUCCAGCAGGUGUUGAGGCCGAAAGGGCUGGACCACCGUCUUUCUCACCGGGCAGUAUUAACAGGGAGGGAAGCAAAUGUCCAACGCCUGGAUGCAAUGGACAGGGUCAUGUUACAGGACUCUAUUCGCAUCACAGAAGCCUGUCUGGAUGCCCAAGAAAGGAUAAAGUUACUCCUGAAAUAUUGGCGAUGCAUGAAACAAUUCUAAAAUGUCCAACACCCGGCUGUAAUGGUAGAGGGCAUGUAAGCUCGAAUCGGAAUAGUCAUAGAAGUCUCUCCGGUUGUCCAACGGCGGCAGCUAAUAAGGCAGCUGCUCGAGAGCAAAAGUACCAAAAUGGUUUCACUUAUCGCCAAAAGUCAGCACUUGCGGCAGUGAUGAAUUGUCAUCAAAUGACGGAUUAUCGGCCACUUUUAGCAUCAACAGAAAUUGACUCAAAAAAUCCAUUUAACAUCAAUUUCACAUCGAAUCCCCCCCAACCGAUCAAUCGGGUUUCAACAGGGGACGCAUACUUUUCACCACAACAAUCAACACAAAACGCUCAGUUUGAUCAGAAACCACAAGUUGAACAACAGAAUCAGACUGUGGAACAGAAUAAGAUUACAAAAUCGUCACAGAAACUUCCGGACCCAGCAAAAAAUACCCCUGUCUCAGUUAGCGUGAGUAUAAAUAGUAACAACAACAACAACAACAGCGCGAAGUGCAAUAACAACAACACCAACGCUAAUAUCAGCAAGUCAAUUGUGAAAUCAGAAAUUCUACCAUCAAUUAAAUCCGAACAUUCGGUGACGUGUAAAAGUCCUCCGCCACAGACGAAUCACAACUCGCAGGCGCAGCCUCCGUUAGCACAACCAAAGCCCUACGAUCCCUACAUGAAUCACGAUUCAAGUUCGAGUUCGAUGACAUCGGCAGACAGUGGGAGUCUCAACAAGUGUCCACCUAUUUCAAGUCAACCCUUGACUGGACUUCAGCAUGCCCAGAACAUGAAUGGGUACCUGGAGAUGCAUCAACACUCGCAGUUGCAGAACGCACAGAACUUGCCACAGAGGCCCUUUGAUAUGAUGUCCGUGCCACCGCCUAUGUCCAUUGAUGACCCUUAUUUGAGGGAACAGCAGAUCCGUUACUCGCAAAUGAAUGAUCUGAGUGGUUUGGCCAGGCCCACAGUCUCUUACAGCGAUAUUGGGGGCAAUCGAGGCGUACCCACGGGAUAUGAAUUAUCUGUUAACUCAAGUACACAUCGGCCAUAUGAUCCAGGUGUAGGACCUAUAACUACAGCUUUUGAGAGAUACGAUCCAAACUGUCCUCCACAACGAACCAAUAUGUAUCCGUACAUACAGCCCAGCAUGGAGGACAUCAACCAACAACAGAAGUAUCUACAGGAGCAACAUAUGGCUCAUGCUAUGAUGAAGCAAGAUGUAGAUGAGAACUCAGCACCUAUAUACCCUAGGCCUAUGUAUCACUAUGAUCCAUCGACAGGAACCCUUCCGCCGGGGUUUAGUGCGAUAAAUCUGUCUGUGAAAAUCGGAGCUCCGCAUCCAAUUCCACAAAAAGGUGGUGGGUCACCCUCACCAAAUGGUCCCGUCAUUGAUCUAUCAACAUCCAGUGUCACAUCGUCCAGUCCACAUGGGUUCAACUCACCCCACUACGGGGGUCAGCGUAUGCAAACCGGCAGUCCCCAGCCCGGUGCCAGUCCACACCACCUGGCGAGUCCCCAAGUGCCAAGUCCUCAAGGGCAAACACUUGACUUGAGUGUCAACAGAUUGCCUCACAGUGGUGAUACGAGUCCACAGUAUUCUGCCCAUCCGGAAGGGAUGGGUCAUCCCCAGAGUUUUGGUGGUACCCCACGCUCACCCCAAACGGAGCCAGUGGACUUCAGUGGUCCACCCAGACCCGUGGGCUUUGGUCUGGUGUACAGCCGGGAAUCCACGCCAGACAGUGGAGCCUCCCACUACAUGGAGAGCUACCGGGAUCCAAGUGGAUACAGUCCGCACCCGAGUGGCUAUGGCAUGGUAGUCCAGCCGGAAUAUCCGCCCACAGGCUACCCUAGUUACGCACCUAGCGCCUACCAGUGUAGUGGUCCGUAUGGCAGUGCUGUGGGUCCAGCUGGAUAUCCUACACCCGUUUCCGCCGGCUACUCACCUAGCACGACGUCUUGCUACGCGAUGCCACCGCCUCAGCACAUUCCGCAGCAUGACAAACCACUCACAAAAGACAGUUUAACUGGAUGUCCACGACCAGAUAGGACGCAAAUCCAAUCACAUUCCCAGGAACUCAAGUGUCCGACGCCAGGAUGUGAUGGUUCUGGUCAUGUCACUGGCAAUUAUUCAUCUCACCGAAGUUUGUCCGGAUGUCCUAGGGCCAACAAGCCAAAAAGCAAACCAAGAGACGGACAAGAUUCAGAACCACUCAGAUGUCCGAUUCCGGGUUGCGACGGUUCCGGCCACUCCACGGGAAAAUUUUUAUCGCACAGAAGUGCUUCGGGUUGCCCAAUAGCGAACCGCAAUAAAAUGCGCGUCUUGGAGAAUGGUGGGACCGUUGAGCAACACAAAGCCGCGGUGGCUGCAGCGACGGCAAUGAAAUUCGACGGGGUGAAUUGUCCUACACCAGGAUGCGAUGGCACAGGGCACAUCAAUGGUACCUUUCUCACCCAUCGAUCCCUCUCCGGGUGUCCAACUGCUGCUCAAGGCAUCAAGAAGCCCAAAUAUCCCGACGAUGUCACCAUGGUCUACCCCAAAGGAUACACGGGCAUGGAAAUGAUGAUGAACAGCAAUCCAAACGGCGAAGAUCUUAUGACCCUCGAGGCGGAAAUCACUGAGCUCCAACGCGAAAAUGCCCGAGUGGAGUCCCAAAUGCUUAGACUCAAAUCCGACAUCAACGCCAUGGAGUCACACUUGAAUCACGGCGAUAGGGAAAAUCAAAUAAUCUCUCAGAGGAACAGCAACUUGAAUGACUACUAUGAGAGUCUUCGGAACAAUGUGAUUACCCUGUUGGAGCACGUACGGAUCCCAAAUGGUGGACCACCAGAGAAAGUGGGUCAUGAGAAUUUCGACAGUUACCUGUCCAAAUUGCAAUCACUCUGCACACCUGAAGGCUAUUGCCCAGAUGAGAAUCGUCCCAUCUAUGAGACCGUCAAGUCGGCCCUCCAGGACUUCACUGUCCUCCCAACGCCCAUUUGAGAGGAACAUUGAAGGGGUUGGGACGAAGUUGAGUGAUUGAGAAGUUUUCAUGAUAGGAAGUAUUCAUUCACGUGUCACACAUUUAAGACUAAAUGAAUAAUUACAGGAACUAUUUAUACCUAAAUUAAUCUCAUUUCUAGACCAUAAGGCAAACAUUUUUAGAUAUUAAUUGUCAAUUGUAGAAUUUGGUUUUAUAAUAAGGUAGAAAUUUUAUCUGGAAAUGGCAGAGAAAUUUACGAUAAAAGAAAAAUUAGAAAUUACUCUUCUAUUUUAACUAAAACAAAAAAUGAAAGAAAGAAAAGAACUAAAUCGAUGUAGAUAAAGUGUGAUUAAUCUCUUUAUUUGAAAAUGAAUAAUAAAUAAAACUUAAUUUAGCUCUGAUGUAAAUAAUUUUUACUACAUGUAAGACUAUGCAGAAUUGCAAAUGAAAUAAAUUCAUUUAAACUACUAAUUGAAUGUAAAAGAUGAUAGAAUAUUUAAUAUGUGUCUAGUAUGACGUAAUGAGAGGGCUGAAUAAGGAGGAAUUAACUCCUAAAUUUGAUAAGUAACUAUAAUAGUAACAAUAUUACUUUGAUUUGUUUUAAAAUUAUCUUUUAAUGGUGCUUAGAAUGUAAAAGAAGUGGAAUAAAAAAAAUACCAAAGGUUUUUCAUUUUCGUUCUUUCCUAUUUAAAUAUUUUCUCUCUGUACAUAGUGUUUCGAUAGAAAAAAAAAAGAUCAGUUACUAUUGAAAGACAUCUUGUAAAUAUUUAUAAAGUGAAAAGGAAAAACAAAAUAACUCCAGAUAACAUAAAAAAAAUGUCAGUAGAGUAUCUACAAAAUGGAAAUAUGAUGAAAGACAUCCAAAAUUUAGAAAUUUGUAAGUGAAUAAAAUAGCUUGGAAAGUUCAGAAAAAAAUAUCUAUUAAAUACACAAUAAGUGUUUAAAACUGCAUUAUGUGGAUGACAUAUCAGUUUCUGUUUCUCAGUGUAAUAUUCAACUAAUUUUCACCUCUCACCGCAACCAACAAUCCAUCAUAUUUCCUUCUACGAAAAGUUAAUAGUGUGGAAAAAUGUAACUACAAAACACAGCACAAUGUAUUCGAAUGCAAAAGCAAGGAAAAGAACGUUGCAAGAACCACACAAAAACUUGUCAUUAGCCACAGUCUUUCACCAGAACGAUAUCCCCCAUAAGCCAAUGGACAUGUAGCAAAGAAAUGGGAUGAAAUUUUGAACAAGAUGUAUAUUAUUUUGUACGGAAAUGUGUUUUAGACGUAUAAUUCGCAUAUUGUCAUUUUCAUUAAAAAAAAACACUUUAUGUUCACACCUCAAAGAUACUUGUUACAUUUUUGUGAAUAAAUAACUAUACCGAAAAAUUAUAUAGGUAUUAAUAAAAUUCUCUGUAAUAAUUUA